Molecule: messenger RNA, 2149 nt
Organism: Copidosoma floridanum
Lineage: Eukaryota; Metazoa; Arthropoda; Insecta; Hymenoptera; Encyrtidae
Product: activator of 90 kDa heat shock protein ATPase homolog 1
Biological process (GO): positive regulation of ATP-dependent activity; protein folding
Cellular component (GO): cytosol
Molecular function (GO): ATPase activator activity; protein-folding chaperone binding
Source: RefSeq, a predicted model, not a curated record
CCUAUCGCCAGUAUCGUUACCGCAACCACGUCCUUCCUUUCGAAAACUCAUCGUUAGUUUAUACGUUGUAAAAGCUUUAAGCCAACUGUUUAAAAUAUAUCGUAAAAAUUUAAUAGAUAAAUCAACUCUAUACGUCAAUAAACCGCACAACAUUUUCCGUCUGCUCAGCUUUCUGCUCUUUUCGGAAGGCAUAAGAAAAAAUAUAAUACAAACACUUCGUCUUUUGUGUUUUUCUUUGCAUUCAAUCGUACGUUUCGAGCGCGUGUUAUCUGCAACUCAUCCGUUACCCUUAGCUCUUGCAUAUUUUUUGCAAACUUUUCAAUUGAAAAACGAUUUAAUAAACAGUGAAAAGAAGCUGUUUGAGUGAAUUAAGAAUUUUGGAGGUUGUGCGCAUCGGUUACGUCGAUUGCCAAGCUUCAUUAGGAAUAACGUGUCCUAGAAUAACCUGGUCAUUUAAUAGCACUUCAGAAACUUGUUGAACGUAAGAGCAUCUGGCUCUGUAGAUCGUGUAAGAACUGUAACGCCAGGUCCACGCAGAGACUAAAGGAUCAUGGCCAAGUGGGGAGAAGGCGAUCCACGAUGGAUUGUGGAGGAGAGGCCAGAUGCUACUAAUGUCAACAAUUGGCAUUGGACUGAGAAAAAUGCAAAUGCUUGGUCUCAAGAUAAAAUAAAGGAAAUUUUUACAGACAGCGUUAUUGAAGGAGAUGGGUACAAAUGUAAGAUAACAGAAGUAGAAAAGUGUGAAGGCGAGGCAGUGGCGAAUAAUAGAAAAGGAAAGUUAAUCUUUUUUUAUGACUGGAGUAUUAUUUUAAAGUGGAAACUACAGAACGGAAAGGAAACGAUUGAAGGAAAAAUCAACAUCCCAAACAUGUCGGAAGAAAACGAUAUCUCUGAAGUCGAUGUUGAAAUUACUUUGAAGGACAGUACAGAUGAGGGUGAAAAAGUCAAGCACAUCUUGCAUACUAAGGGAAAAGCUACUGUGAGGGAAAAACUAAAGAAGUACGUGACGAGUUUAAAAGAAGAUUUUACAACCGGAAUGAUUCUGCCCAAAAAGGAUUCUACAAAUAAAAAUAUGACCAACAUAACAUCUGGCUUUAAUGCAAAAAUGCAAAUAAAUAAAACGGUUGAGCCGACAAAUAAUAACCAAACUAUUGGAUGUAAGAUUGUAACAACUACUAUAAAGCAACAGCAAAAAUUCAUGUGCAGAGGUAAAGAUUUUUACAACGUCAUGACAACACCUGAGAUGGCUAUAGCAUUUACGAGAGGUGCGGUAAAACUACAGGCUGAAAAAAAUGGAAAGUUUGAGUUCUUUGGUGGAAAUAUUUAUGGGGAGUUUAUUGAAAUCUCGCCCACAAAAAUAGUACAAAAAUGGAGGAGCAAAUCAUGGCCAUCUGGUCACUUUAGUGAGGUGGUGUUUAAUAUUGCAGAAAAAAAAGAUCACACCGAAGUCAACUUGCUGCAAACAGGAGUUCCUGAGAGUGAAGAGGAAUCAACGAAACAAAACUGGGAACGGUAUUACUGGGACCCUAUUAAGAGAACCUUCGGUUUCGGUUUUUUUAUGUGAUUCUCUUCAGUGUUGUUUUCUCUUUGCAUAAUAAACUUAAGCUAACGUGGAAUCGUUUUGCGCUGCGCUGUCACUGCCUUCAUUGUCAAGGAGUCUCGCUAAGUAGGUAUUAUAAAUAUUUAUUGAUAAGUAGAUGAGAAAAUAGUAAAAUACAGACACGCAGUGCAAUGCAAAGUUUUCAAUUGAAAAACGAAAGAAGUGCAAAGAGUCGACAAUUUACAAAGAAUCGCAUGGCUGAUUAUUUUUUUAAAAGAGUUUCAACCAUAUUUAUGACACAAGACUUUUAGUUACACAAAAUGAACUUUUGAUGAAAGAUAAAUUAAUUUUCUACAUUGUGAUUUGUUGUAUGAUGACACAUAGUACAUUUAUUUUAUCUUGGUAUAAUUAUUGGCACGUCUAAGACUCCUUUUUGUUUUCGUUCAAGUACUUACUACAACAAUGGGUUUUAUAAUCAUUUAAAGUAAGUAAUUAUGAUUGGUACUAUUACUUUUUGAGGAAAAUAAAAAAAAAAAAUUAAUCUUCGAUUUCCGUAUUUCUGUUGUUCCGUAAUACUUUUAUACAGUAGUGUUUAUAAAGCAAAAAGAA